Malurus melanocephalus (red-backed fairy wren) is the source of this 456-nucleotide messenger RNA. RefSeq names its product cathepsin S-like. The record is from RefSeq and is a predicted model, not a curated record. The transcript is spliced from 3 exons. Lineage: Eukaryota; Metazoa; Chordata; Aves; Passeriformes; Maluridae. Gene Ontology annotation, biological process: immune response. Gene Ontology annotation, cellular component: lysosome. Bases 1 to 441 code for a protein of 146 amino acids. Gene Ontology annotation, molecular function: cysteine-type endopeptidase activity.
AUGGGUCAGUUCUGGUUCUUGGCUGCGGGGACGACCAGCGAGGAGGUGGCAGCUUCUCUGACGGGGCUGCAGCUCCCUCCUCGUCCUCGCCGCAAUUCCCGUCCCCGUCCCCGUCCCCCCAGAGCCGUCCCCGUCCCCGAGGAGCUCGACUGGAGGGACAAAGGAUGUGUGACCGAGGUGAAGAACCAGGGCUCCUGCGGUUCCUGCUGGGCUUUCAGCGCCGUGGGAGCUCUGGAGGGGCAGCUGAAGCUGCAAACGGGGAAUUUGGUGUCCCUGAGCGCCCAGAAUUUGGUGGAUUGCUCGGGGAUGUACGGGAACAAAGGCUGUGCCGGGGGAUUUAUGACCGAGGCGUUCCARUACAUCAUCGACAACGGCGGAAUUGAGUCCGAGGAAUCGUAUCCCUACACGGCUCAGGUGAUGCAAAAACAGCUCCCAGGAUGAUUUUUCCAGAAAAAA